This is a messenger RNA of Salvia miltiorrhiza (redroot sage), 2628 nucleotides long. RefSeq lists its product as uncharacterized. The coding region runs from base 1 to 2628 and encodes 875 amino acids. NCBI's taxonomy places the organism in Eukaryota, Viridiplantae, Streptophyta, Magnoliopsida, Lamiales, Lamiaceae. The transcript is spliced from 3 exons. Gene Ontology annotation, molecular function: zinc ion binding; nucleic acid binding. The record is from RefSeq and is a predicted model, not a curated record.
AUGCCUCCACGAAGAGUGAACAGAGAUACACCCGAGAAUGAGGAAGAACCCAGAGAUCCUACGCCGCCGCCUCCACCUCAUGAUAGGAGAGUGGAAGAACUUUUCUUAAGACAGAACCCACCGACUUUCGCAGGCACGGGAGACCCUGCUGAAACGGAAGAAUGGAUUCGUGCUAUGGAACGAAUCUUUCGAUUUCUGAGAUGCAAUGACGCAGAACGUCUUAUGUGCGUGUCUUACCAGUUGAAAGGAACCUCCGACUAUUGGUGGGAAGCAAAGCAGAAAACUAUGGCCCCAGAGCAGUUAGACGAACUCACUUGGGAUCUUUUUAAGAUUGCCCUGUGUGAAAAGUUUAUACCCAGAAGCUAUAGGAAAAAGAAGGAGAUGGAGUUUACCACCUUAAGGCAAGGGAAUAAAACUGUAGUGGAGUACGAUCGACUAUUCUGCGAUCUGGCCCGCUAUGCACCGUAUAGAGUGGAUACGGAUGAGAAGAUGUCCGAGUUGUUUUGCGCCGGACUGCGACAAGAGAUAAGAGUUGUAUUGGCUAGUCAAACGGCACUUUCCUACGCCGAGGCCUUGAACAGAGCUCUAGAUAUGGAGCUAGCAAUGCAACCGGAGAAAGCAACACACGCACCAGCGCCUCCAGCAGCUCAGUAUACGCAAGUAUCGAACACUCCCUACUCUAAUCAAGGACAGAAAGGAAAACGCAAAUGGGAUAAUCACAGAAAUGACGGCAAGAAGCCAUGGCAAGGCCAGAAUGUCCAGCCUCCCUUCGUGAAGGGUGAUAAGUCUUUUUAUGGUGGACCAGCGACCUCACACCCCGGACACCAAGGGAUAUCCCCUUGUCCUAAGUGCAACAGGUUACACACAGGAGUGUGCAAAGCUGGAAACCCAAAUUGUUUCACUUGUGGAAAACCAGGGCAUUACUCGAGCCAGUGCCCCAACCGACAGCAAGGGAUGAGUGGAGGAAGACCCAAUCAGUUUCCAACCCCACAACUCAGGGCAAUGGAAGGAAUUCUCCCUCUACCUCAACCACUACAGCAACAACCUUUUCGCCGCCCAAAUCAGCCUCAUAAGCAGCUACCUGCACCGCAAGCAGGAAGACCACAGCAAUAUCAAAGGAUGUAUGCUAUCAAUCAGAAGAAUCAGGAUAAGAAUCAAGGAAACCUAACAGGUAUUGGGGAACUGAAAGGUGUACCCAUUGUUAUUCUCUUUGAUACGGGAGCAUCACAUUCUUUCAUCUCAUAUACCUGUGUGGAUACGUUAGAGCUGAAUAUAGAACCAGCCCAACUACACUUAAGGGUAGCCACUCCCUUAGGGAAGUUCACCACUGUUACACAUGUGUGUCCUAACUUGGAAUUCGAAUUAGGACCUCUUAAGCUUAAGGCUAAGACGUUGAGACUUUUGCGCAUGUGGACCACAGACAUCAUUUUGGGAAUGGACUGGUUAGCAGAACACCAUGCGGUGAUACAGUGCGAGCAGAGACGGAUAUCAUUCCAGCCACCAGGCGUGGAACCUACAUGUUUUUAUGCCAUCAAUAGAAAAUGGAAGAAGACACCUAUCAUCUCUGCAGUACAAGCGAACAAGAUACUAAAAGAAAAGGGCGCGACAGCAUAUCUAGUAUACUUGAACCAAGAAGAGGAAGCACAAGUAAAGAUUGAAGAUGUACCUAUAGUGCGGGAGUAUCAAGACGUUUUCCCCGAUAUUCUACCAGGUCUACCCCCGAACCGACAAUUGGAAUUCACGAUCGAUUUGGAGCCCGGAGCAGCACCAAUAUCCAAAGCACCAUAUAGGAUGGCACCAACAGAAUUGCAAGAACUGAAGUUGCAACUACAAGAGUUGUUGGAUAUGGGAUUCAUUCGACCCAGCCACGUCAUUUCAGCUGCAGGAAUCAAAGUGGAUCCUGCCAAGGUUCAAGCAGUGCAAGAAUGGAGAUCACCAACGACACCUCAUGAGAUUCGUAGCUUCCUAGGAUUAGCAGGCUACUACCGUCAUUUUAUACAAGAUUUCUCCAAAAUAGCCAAGCCUAUAACUCAUCUGCUCAAGAAAGAAGUCAAAUUCUUGUGGACAGACGAAUGCGAGCAAAGCUUUCAAGAAUUGAAGAAGAGGUUGACCACCGCCCCAGUACUAGCCGUCCCAGAAGCAAACAAGGAAUAUACUAUCUAUACGGACGCAUCAAAGAAAGGACUAGGUUGUGUGCUGAUGCAAGAGGGAAAGGAUGAACAUGUUGAGCAUCAUGUUGCGAAUUCAAAUAACCCUUCGCCAUCUGACCAGGAUGAACAUCUUGAGCAUCAUGUUGCAAAGCCUAAACGUGGUGAAAAGAGGAACAAUUAUGUUUCUGUUGCAACAUCAACAUCUGGACAGUAUCAUCCUAACCCUAAACGUCAUAGGCUUGCACCCAAUGAGGAGAAUGCAGAUAAUGUUGCAACCGAUGAGCUUGCAACAUUAGAACAUUAUGAUUCUAAGCCUAAACGUGGUACAAAGAGGAAUAAUGCAACAUCAACAUCUGGACAGUAUCAUGCUAAGCCUAAACUUGGUAAGCGUGCACCCAAUGAGAAUAAUUUGGAGAAUAUUGCAACUGAUGAACAGAACGAGGAUGGAUCCAGUGAGCCUCUUUCUACAGGCCACUAG